AUGGUCAACUGCACAGUCGCGCCGCCCGUGGCGCCCAGCGAGCCUGGUGUCGCCGGCACAGGCAUCCUCCUCUCAUUCAUGAUCACCGCCGUGCUCGCCCUCGCCCUCUCCGCCAGCGUCGUCGCCGCCCAGGUCCGCGGCCGCCCCGCCUCCGCCAGCACCGUCCAGCGGAAGCUCCUCAACGGCCUCAGCGACUCGCAGAUCGUCCAGGGCAUCGGCAUCCAGUCCGUCGCGCUCGCCAAGAUGCAGACCCUCGUACCGUACCACUUCUUCCUCGUCUGGAUGCUCUCGCUGCUGUCCAUGGCCACGCACAACGCCGCGCUGCUCGCGCUCGCCCGCGACUACCGCCGCGGCUGGGUCCUGCGCUGGCUGCGCCAGCUCCUCAUGCUCGCCAACCUCGUCCUCUCCUGCGUCUCCGGCGUAUUUGUCCUGCAGGUCGUCUCCCGCGGCAUGUCCGUCUCCACGCUCCCCGUCGCCUGCGUCUGGGACGGCGAUGCGGCGUUCGGGAAGCCGCCCGGCGCGGCCGGCGCGCUCUCGUACGUCGGCACCAUCGCCGUGAUUGUCGGCAACGUGGCCACGUUUGGCCUUGCCACGUGGUAUCUGCACAGCCGGGCGCAGCGCUGGUACAAGAUGGUCCAGGUGGUCGGGCUGCUCGCCAUGACGGCCGUCGCGGUCGGUGCGGCGGUCCGUGUCGUCCUGCUCUCGUCAGCGUUUGGCAAGCCGUCGGUCGCGCUGGCGGACGAGAACGAAAAGGAAUGGAGCUUCGGCCAGUUGCUGUCCAUGCUGAUGCUGGUGAUGCCCCUCAUCUCGGCAGUUGAGAUUUAUGGAGGCGACGUCCACGUGGCGCCGGUCGAGGAGGACGCGAGCCCGCUGUUCGUCAACGAGUUGCAGGCGCACCCACGCAACCAGUUCCAGCCGAACCCGUUCUUUGGUUCCGAGACAAACUUGUUUAAGAAGUGA
This is a messenger RNA of Cordyceps fumosorosea ARSEF 2679, 960 nucleotides long. RefSeq lists its product as hypothetical. The record is from RefSeq and is a predicted model, not a curated record. Lineage: Eukaryota; Fungi; Ascomycota; Sordariomycetes; Hypocreales; Cordycipitaceae. The transcript has 2 exons. Bases 1 to 960 code for a protein of 319 amino acids.